UUACUACUUGAACUUCAACACUAACAAUACAUUGGGUGAUCUAUGGCUACCUCCAUUGUCUCUUAUCUUCUAAAUCUAUGGCUUCUCAUAUUUUUGUCCAAAAAUGUCAACUCUGCAUUUGAUGGAAGAAAAAUUGCUCAACACAACACCAAUCUUCAAUUUAUCCACACCAUUCAAGUCACCAUUUUUCUUCCACUACCUCACUGCAAACACUCUACCAAAGCUGGGAAGGAAAAUAAGGCAUUAUUGAAGGUAGUCCACAAGCACGGUCCGUGCUCCAAAUUAAAUCAAGAAAAUGCAAAUGCUCCAAAUCUGAAGGACGUUCUACUUGAGGAUCAAUUCCGAGUUGAUUCGAUCCGAUCAAAGCUCGAGGCUGGUCGGAGCGAUGCGAAGCAGACAGACGGUGUGAAGCUUCCGGCUGAGAACGGGCGGUCACUUGGCUCAGGGAAUUAUGUUGUGAGCAUUGGACUGGGUUCUCCUGAGCAAGAAGUGCCGCUUAUUUUUGACACUGGAAGUGACCUUACUUGGGCUCGAUGUAAAGUUGAUCAAUCUUUGAAUCCAUCGAACUCCACUUCCUAUGUCAACGUUACUUGCUCCUCGACCAUUUGUAAUUCCCUUAAUUCCGCUACAGGUAAUCCUUUAAGAUGUGCAAGCUCAACAUGCGUCUACCAAAUUCAAUACGGCGACGGAUCAUUCUCAGUUGGGUUCCUAGCCACAGAAAAGCUCACCAUAGCAUCAACAGACGUAUUCAACAAUUUCUACUUCGGCUGCGGCCAAAACAACCAAGGCCUGUUCGGAAAAACCGCCGGAUUACUUGGUCUCGGCAGAGAUAAACUCUCCGUCGUCUCACAAACCGCUUCAAAAUACAACAAACUCUUCUCCUAUUGCCUUCCCGCUUCAUCAAGCUCAACAGGUUUCCUAUCGUUCGGCUCUUCACAGUCCACAUCCGCCAAAUUUACACCAUUAUCCUCCUCCGCCUCCAGCUUCUAUAACCUGGACAUGACCGGAAUUUCCGUUUUCGGCGACAAGCUGGAUAUUCCGGCAUCGGUGUUUGCAAAUUCAGGCACUAUCAUCGAUUCCGGCACCGUCAUCACGCGGCUGCCGCCAACAGCUUACUCUGCUCUCCGGUCAGCGUUCAGACAGGCGAUGGCUACGUAUCCAAUGGCGGAACCGUUCUCUAUACUGGAUACUUGCUAUGACUUGAGUAACUAUACGACUGUAAAGGUGCCUAAAAUAGUGCUUCAUUUUAACGGAGGCGUUGACGUGGAUGUAGAUAAGUCAGGUAUUUUUGUGGCAAGUGGAGUAAAGCAAGUGUGUCUGGGGUUUGCCGGUAACGGCGAUGACGGCCAAUUAGCAAUAUUUGGAAAUACACAGCAGAAAAAUUUGGAAGUUGUGUAUGAUGUGGGUGGUGAUAAAGUUGGGUUUGCUCCUUCAACUUGUAGUAGUUGAAUGUUUUUAAUUAAGUUUGUUCUGCAGUUCACAAGAAAAAAAGCCUUUAGGCGACCCACAUUUAGCUAA
Molecule: messenger RNA, 1518 nt
Organism: Mercurialis annua (annual mercury)
Lineage: Eukaryota; Viridiplantae; Streptophyta; Magnoliopsida; Malpighiales; Euphorbiaceae
Product: aspartyl protease family protein At5g10770-like
Exons: 3
Coding region: 43-1449 (468 amino acids)
Biological process (GO): proteolysis
Molecular function (GO): aspartic-type endopeptidase activity
Source: RefSeq, a predicted model, not a curated record